Schistocerca nitens (vagrant locust) is the source of this 2677-nucleotide messenger RNA. RefSeq names its product mucosa-associated lymphoid tissue lymphoma translocation protein 1 homolog. The transcript has 12 exons. The record is from RefSeq and is a predicted model, not a curated record. Lineage: Eukaryota; Metazoa; Arthropoda; Insecta; Orthoptera; Acrididae. Gene Ontology annotation, molecular function: cysteine-type endopeptidase activity. Bases 450 to 2570 code for a protein of 706 amino acids. Gene Ontology annotation, biological process: proteolysis.
AAAACAUGAAGUUGAGGAUAGAGCUGUUUAGCAACAACCUGUUUCAGCGCCGCUCUUCAUCUGUUUACCCCCACCACCUCAAUUUUCAUAGACCGACGUUAUACAAGGAAGGAGGAAAACAGAAUUAAGAGUAAAUGUAUGAAGAUCGUUUGCGCGUCAUAUGUCUUAUCGCCGACACGAAAAGCUGUGUCGGCUUGUCAUUAUAAUACGUUUUGCGUGUUCCUCGCUGUUCGCAGAUGUUUUUGUCACGCACAUGAGCUGGGCGAAUUCAUCGCUUUCGUAGUGCCAUACUGUCAGACAUCUGAUUGGCACAACACCGGAUGUAAAAUAAUGGAAAUUCAGAAUUGAUGGCGCCUGAAAAUUGUUUCUGCUCUACUUGUUGAGAAAGAAAUGUGCAGAGAUUCAUGUCAAAUUAUUCAUUCAAUUUAAGAUAAUUGCACUGCACAGAUAUGGGAGUUCCAGAUCCAGAAACUAAGUUGCACGAACUAGAUGUAACGAUUCGUUUGAAACUCAUUGAGAAAUUGUUGAUUGAUGACAACUGGAAGAGACUAGCGGAUCUGAUGCGAGUUCUUGGACAUGACACAGUUGAAAGACUUCAGUGCUUUAAAAAUCCAGCUGAACGAUUGAUUGAGGAACUUGCAGCUCGGAUGUGUCCAGUAAAUAUACUUGCCUUUGCACUAAAGACGCAGGAACUAUUUGAUGCACUUGCAUUAUUUGUAGAAAGAGAACCUCUGAUUGUCACAAGGCAACCGGGGAAUGGAUGUGAUGUAGUAAGAGUCAGUUAUGGAGAUACACUUGAAUUACAGUGUAAUGCUGUCGGCUUUCCUCCUCCAAAAUCAUACCAGUGGUUUUUUAACAACGAGGCAUUGAGUUUUGGAACAAGCAACAUACUUACAGUGGAAAACUUUGAACUUCAUCAUGAAGGUGAAUACAGGUGUGUAAUAAAACAAGAUGAGACACCAGACGGUUCCUGUUGGACAGAUGAUGUCACUGUUGAGUUGCUACCAGAUGUUCCUAUUAUUGAAGAUGAACCACGACCAGCAGUUUGUGUAGUUGGUGAAACAUUCACACUCCAGUGUUCAGUUGCCUGCUACCCUCUUCCAAAUUUCCAGUGGUUUCGUGGAAAUGAGCCUCUUCUCGAUGAAACAAGUGAUACUUUAGUGGUGGAAAAUGCAUCACUCGAAGAUGGAGGGCUGUAUAGAUGCCAUAUAAGCAAUAUUCAAGCUGAGGUGUGGUCAAAGGAAGUAAAAGUGACAGUAUAUCCUGAACCAAAUGCUGAAUAUGAGAUAGGGAGACAGCUGCUACCAAGAAUAAGAGAACCAGUUCCAGCAAAAGUUGCUCUACUUAUUGGAAACAAUUCUUAUGAGAGAGUCAAUGCCUCACUGCCUACAGCUUCAGAAAAUUCAAGACUUACAGAUCUGAUAAUGCCUUGUAAUGAUGUUGAGACUUUAUCUUCAAUACUUUCAAAAAUGGGAUUCAGAGUUCUGGCAUUCCAUAAUCUUACAAAAACUGAGAUGAGAAAUGCUGUAAAACUUUUUUGCAAUAUGUUGCAAGAAGGGUCUUACGGAAUCUUUUAUUUUGCUGGCCAUGGAUUUGAAUUGGAUGAUAAGUUCAUGCUGCCUGUGAACGCACCUGAAAGUGGUGAAUACCUUCGUUGUGACUGCAUGUCUGAGAGAGAGUUGCUUAGUCAUGCAUUGGAGAGAAAGCCAAAGCUGCUUUUUGAAAUCUUGGAUAUGUGUCUGAUAGUGCCAGAAAGGGAUCAAAAUCCAGCACUGUUCUGGGAGAAGUAUGACUUUCCUGAAUACAAACAAGACAGAAAUAUCAUUCGAGCUUAUGCUACAUCAAGUAAUCUAAAGUCCUUUGAAAGAAAACAUGAAACGAAUGGUCUUUAUGUUAAAUAUUUGAAAAAAUUUCUUGGUAGCGACCUGUCCGUACUGACAAUAGUGAAUAAAGUUUCUGAAGAAUUUGAGAACAAUGAGCCUUCUGAUGCUGCUGACAGAAUGAUGCCAUCUGUGUACUACAACACUUCAAAACCAUACUUUUUAACAGAUCCAGUUAUUGAACAUGAGGAUACAACGGCACUGUAUGACAAAAUAACAUCACUGCCAACUGCCGAAUUGAAGUUUGAAUCUGCACCCAUGUCAGUGCCUGUGGCAGUAGAGUUCAAACCCCACCGGAACUGUUUCCUUAAUUCUAUUGAUAUAAUAAUAUCCAGCCCACGAAACUGGAUACCACAGUUUACAACAAUGGAUCUUUUUGAGGGAGUUCAGCGAUUCGUGAAAGAAGAAAAUGGAUCCUACGUACUUACAAUUGCAGGACUUCAGAAAGUGAAGGUACAUUAUUGUCUUCAAGUACAUCGCCAUUUGUAUACAAAAGUCCUCAUGAGUAUUUUCAGUCUUUCCCUUUUCCUGUUACAGGGGCCUAUCUCAUUUGGUAUAACAUUCUACGAUCGUACUACAAGAAAAUUACUCAACUCUUCAGUGUUAGACUUGGGCACUCCUUUAAUUGUUCCAGCUGGGCUUUGGUAUGAUCCACAUGAAGCUGAACUGGAGCAACUGUACAGGCUUUAAGGUGAAAAAGAAAAAAUAUUUGUGUGUAUAUAUGUUUCAUAAAAAAGUUCUCAAAAUUAUUUCUGUCAUUUAUACUUAUCAAAUACAAUUUUCUUUACAAAGUAUAA